AGAAUUCUGCGCGCGCGGCGGGGAUGCAACGUUGAUAGAGUUCGCGGGUCUAGCUGCUGGGGGCAGGAGCCGCACGCAGUGCGCCGCCGCGCGCCAAAGCGGGAAUCCAGGAGGCGGGCACCUCUGCAAUUAAUGCACGCAUUUAAAACUCCCGAACCUGCGGACGCCAUGCACAGGAAACACCUCCAGGAGAUUCCCGACCAGAGUAGCAACGUUACCACCAGCUUCACGUGGGGAUGGGAUUCUAGCAAGACUUCUGAACUGCUUUCAGGCAUGGGGGUCUCCGCCCUGGAGAAGGAGGAGGUGGACAGUGAGAACAUCCCCCAGGAACUGCUUUCAAACCUGGGCCACCCGCAGAGCCCCCCACGAAAACGGCUAAAGAGCAAAGGGAAUGACAAGGACUUUGUGAUUGUCCGCAGACCUAAGCUAAAUCGAGAGAACUUUCCAGGUGUUUCAUGGGACUCCCUUCCAGACGAGCUGCUCUUAGGAAUCUUCUCCUGUCUGUGCCUCCCUGAACUUCUGAAAGUCUCCAGUGUUUGUAAGAGAUGGUAUCAUCUAGCGUUUGACGAGUCUCUCUGGCAGACCUUAGACCUCACGGGCAGAAACCUCCACCCAGAUGUGGUUGGUCGGCUGCUGUCUCGAGGGGUGGUUGCCUUCCGCUGCCCACGAUCGUUUAUGGACCAACCGUUUGUUGAACGUUUCAGCCCUUUUCGUGUACAGCACAUGGACCUGUCGAACUCGGUGAUCGAUGUGUCUACCCUCCACGGCCUUCUGUCUCACUGCUCCAAGUUGCAGAAUCUCAGUCUAGAAGGCCUACAGCUUUCGGAUCCCAUUGUCAACAAUCUUGCUCAGAACACAAAUUUGGUGCGAUUAAACCUUUCUGGGUGUUCUGGAUUCUCUGAAUCUGCCCUGAAGACUUUGCUGAGCAGCUGUUGCAGAUUGGAUGAACUGAACCUCUCCUGGUGCUAUGAAUUCACUGAAAAGCAUGUGCAGGUGGCUGUCGCACACGUGUCAGAGACUGUCACCCAGCUGAAUCUCAGCGGGUACCGAAAGAAUCUGCAGAGAUCGGAUGUCUCUACCUUAGUUGGAAGAUGUCCCAGUCUUGUCCACCUAGACUUAAGCGACAGUGUCAUGCUGAAAAGUGACUGCUUUCCGGAAUUUUUCCAGCUCAACUACCUCCAACACCUAUCACUCAGUCGGUGCUAUGACAUAAUACCUGAAACUUUACUAUUUUCUGCAAAUGCUCAACUAACAAGGAACUAUUCAAGAAAAAAACCAGAAGACUAGCAGAAAAGAUCACCUACAACUGAAGAUAUAAAAGAGAACCACAACAAGACAGGUAAGAGGUUCGGAGAUGCAGUAUAGUCAAUACCCAUACCCCUGGGUGGGCAACCCACAAAUGGGGGGAAAUAAUUUACAAUUGCAGAGGUUCCUCCCAAGGAGCAAGGGGUCGGAGCCCCACACUGGCUCCUCAGCCCAGUGGCUCUGCAUUGGGAAGACAAGUCCCCAGAACAUUUGGCUUUGAAGGCCAGCAGGGCUUACUUUCAGGAGAGCCGGGGCUUUGGGGCUCCACUCCUAAAGGGCACACACAAAAUCUCACACGCUCCAGGACCCAGGGCAGAAGCAGUAAUUUGAAAAAAGCCUGGGCCAGACCCAUCUGCUGAUCCUGGAGAGGCUCCUGAAGAGACAAGAGGCAACUAGAGCUCACCCUGGGGACACAGACACUGGUAACAGUCAUUUUGGGAAGCUCAUUCUACCACGAGAAUGCUGGCGACGGCAAGCACCAUUUUGGAAUCCUCCUUCUAGCUUUUUACUGCCAGGAUGUGAACCCACAGGUCUGCUGCCUUAAGACCCCGAGGCCACAGAUAUCCCAGGACCCAGCCCUGUCCACCAGAGGGCCCAAGACCCAGCUCACACACCAGUACGCUCACACUAGCCAUGGGCCCCCCGGGGCCCUGCAAUCAGAGACCCCAGGACCUGGCUCUGCCCACCAGUGGGCCUGCAACAGUCUGGGGGCCAGCCUCACCCACCAGUGGGUAGGCACCAGCCCCAGGACCCCCUGGGCCCUGGCCCUGGCCACCAGUAGGCUGAAAUACCGACUCCAAGACCUCCAGGGCCCUGCAGCCAGAGACUCCAGGACCGCCUGCAUCCACCAGUGUGAUGGCACUAACCUCAGAACCUGGCCUCACCCACCAGUGGGAAGGCACCAGCCUGGGGAUCCUCUUGACCCCAGCCCCACCCACCAGUGGGCCAACACCAGCUCUGGGGCACCUUGGACCUCUCAACCAACUGCCACAGGAUCCGGCCCCUCCCACCAGCUUUGAGACACCCCCGACCCCAUAGACAGUCAUGUCAAGAACCAGCCCCACCCAUCGGCAGGCCAAGACUAGACCCGGGGCCCUUGGCCCCACAACCACCUACUCCAGAACCCAGCUCUGCCCACCAACGCAAGGAGCCCCAGGGCCCCACAGCCAGCAGCCUUGUGACCCAGCCCCACCCAACGGCAGCUGGCAGCCACCACGCAAGGCAGGGCCUGACAACCAACCAGACCCGGGACCAGCCACGCCUUCCAGACCACCCACAGUAGUCAGCCCAUCACAGGAGGGCCCAUACAGCCCACACAGGGGGCACCCCUAGAGCACACAGGUCCGGUGACCAGAGCAGAGUGUGCUGCUGGCAUGCAAAGGACAUCUCCUAUAAAACCUGCUUCUCCCAGGUUGGAAAAACAUAACCAACCUACCAAAUACAUAGAAAUAAAAACAGCAAAUUAAGAACAACGAAGCAACAGAGGAAUAUGUACCAAAUUAAUGAACAAGAUAAAACCCCAGAGGAACUAAGUGAAGUGGAGAUAGGCAAUCUAAACCUGAUAAAGAGAUCAAGGUAAUGAUCAUAAAGUUGUUCAAAGAACUCUGGAGAAGAUGAAAUGAAAAGGGUGAGAAGUCAGAAGUUUUUAACAAAGAGUUAGAAAAUAUAAAGAUGAACCGAACAGAGAAGAACACAAUAACUGAAAUGAAAAAUACACUAGAAGGAAUCAACAUUAAAUUAGAUGACAUAAAGGAAUGGAUCAGAAAGAUGAAAGAUAUAGUAGUGGAAAUCACUGAAGCUGAACAGAAAAAGAGAAAAAAUAAAUAAAAAUGAAUGAGGAUAGUUUAAGAGACCUCUGGGACAACAUCAAGCACACUAACAUUCACAUUAUAGGGGUCCCAGAAAGAAAAGAGAGAGAAAGGAGCAGAGAACAUAUUUGUAGACAUAACAGCUAAAAACUUCCCUAACAUGGGAAAGGAUAGACAUCCAGGUCCAGGAAGCACAGAGAGUCCCAAACAGGAUUAACCCAAAGAGGACCACACCAAGACACACAGUAAUUAAAAUGGAAAAAAUUAAAGAUAAAGAGAGAAUAUUAAAAGCAGCAGAGGAAAAACAACAAGUUACGUACGAACAAGGGAACUCCCAUAAGGCUAUCAGCUGACUUUUCAGCAGAUACUCUGUGGGCCAGAAGGGAGUGGCAUGAUAUAUUUAAAGUUAAGAAAGGGAAAACCCACAACCAAAAAUACUCUACACAGGAGGGCUUUCAUUCAGAUUUGAUGGAGAGAUCAAAAGUUUUACAGACAAGCAAAAGCUAAAAGAAUCCAGCACCUCUAAGACAGUUUUACAACAAAUGUUAAAGGGAUUUCUCAAAGCAGAGGGGGAAAAAAAGGCCACAACUAGAAAUAUGAAAAUUACAAAAGGAAAAAGCUCAUUGGUAAAAGCAAAUAUACAGUAAAAGUAGUAAAUCAACCAUGUACAAAGCUAGUAAAAAGGUUAAAAGACAAAAAUAGUAAAAUCAUCUAUAUCCACAAUAAGUAGGUAAGAGAUAUGCAAAGUGAUGUAAAACAUGAUGCCCAACAGUAAACAUGAGAGGAAGGAGCAAAAAUGAGUUUGAACUUAAGAGAUCAGGAACUUAAAACAGUCACAUGUAUAUACAGAUUGCAAGAUAUAAACCUCACAGUAAACACAAACCAAAAAUCAACAAUAGAUUCACAUGAACAAAACAGAAAGGAAUCCAAAGAUAGUCAUCAAAUCACAAAGGAAAAGAAUAAAAAAGAACUACAAAACAACCCCCCCAAAUUAACAAAACGGCAGUAAGUACACACCUAUCCAUAAUUAUUUUAAAUGUAAAUGGACUAAAUGCUCCAAUCAAAAGACACAGAGUGGCUGAAUGGAUACAAAAAUAAGACCCAUAUCUAUGCUGCCUAUAUAUACACAACGGAAUACUACCCAGCCUUGAAAAAAAAAGAAUGAAAUCUUGCCAUUUGUGACAGCAUGGAUGAACCUAGAGGGUAUUAUUAUGCUAAGCCAAUUAAGUCAGACAGAGAAAGACAAAUACUAUAUUUUACUUAUAUGCGGUAUCAAAAAAAAAAAAGAACAUAACAAAACAGAAACAGUUAUAGAUACAGAGAACAAACAGGUGAUUGCCAGAGGGGAGAGGGGUGGGGAAAGGAAAGAAUAGGUGAGGGAGAUUAAGAGGUACAAACUUACAGUUGCAAAAUAAAUGGGUCACAGGUAUGAAAUGAUCACGUGGUGACCAUUUUGAAAUGUACAGAAAUACCAAUCACUGUGUUCUGUAACAGGAACUAACAUAGCAUUGUAGGUCAAUUAUACUUCAAAAACAAACUCACUCAUAGAAAAAGAAGUAAGAUUUGUGGUUACUAGAAGCAGGGGAUGGAGGGACGUGGAGUUGGAUGAAGGCAGUCAAAAGGUACAAAGUUUUAAGAUAAAUAAGUAUUAGAGAUGUAAUGGACAACAUGGUAAUUAUAAUUAGCACUGCUCUAUGUUAUAUAUGAAAGUUGUUAAGAGAGCAAAUCCUAAGAGGUCUCAUUACAAGAAAAAACAAUUUUCUAUUUCCUUCAUUUUAUGUCUAUAUGAGAUGACAGAUGUUCACUAAACUUAUUGUGAUAAUCAUUUCAUGAUGUAUGUAUGUCAAAUCAUUAUGCUGUACACCUUAAACUUAUUCAGUGCUGUGUAUUAAUUACAUCUCAAUAAAACUGGAA
This is a messenger RNA of Globicephala melas (long-finned pilot whale), 5027 nucleotides long. It is a transcript of the gene SKP2, whose product is annotated as S-phase kinase associated protein 2. Gene Ontology annotation, biological process: SCF-dependent proteasomal ubiquitin-dependent protein catabolic process; G2/M transition of mitotic cell cycle; regulation of cell cycle. Gene Ontology annotation, cellular component: cytosol; nucleus; SCF ubiquitin ligase complex. The record is from RefSeq and is a predicted model, not a curated record. Gene Ontology annotation, molecular function: protein binding. NCBI's taxonomy places the organism in Eukaryota, Metazoa, Chordata, Mammalia, Artiodactyla, Delphinidae.